This is a messenger RNA of Morone saxatilis (striped sea-bass), 3991 nucleotides long. It is a transcript of the gene ndfip2, whose product is annotated as Nedd4 family interacting protein 2. The record is from RefSeq and is a predicted model, not a curated record. NCBI's taxonomy places the organism in Eukaryota, Metazoa, Chordata, Actinopteri, Moronidae. Gene Ontology annotation, molecular function: WW domain binding. Gene Ontology annotation, cellular component: Golgi apparatus; endoplasmic reticulum; perinuclear region of cytoplasm. Gene Ontology annotation, biological process: vacuolar transport; positive regulation of protein ubiquitination; metal ion transport.
GUCGCUUGACUCUGCUGGUCAACGUUUCACCAACAACGCGAUUUUUCUACGCGAGCCAUUUCUCCCGGCGCUCUCUCACCCGGUUAUUCACCGUUGUCUGAGAGAAACACCCCCCCACCGUAACACACACGUAGGGGCAACAACAAGUCAGACCCCCCCCCUCUCUCCUCGUCUUCUCGGCUGGCUCUGCUGCCAGCGGAACCUCGUCGGGAUGGACCCAGCAAGCCGAUACCAAGUGUUGCACAAUGAGGACGACUCUUCAGAGGCCUCAACCAGCGAGCAGCAGCCGUGCACUUCUGCCACAGCCCAGGCCGGUACGUCCAGCCAGGCCCAGAGUCAGGCCCAGGCCAGCCCGGCGCCCGCAGCAGCAGCAGCGGUAGGAGGAGCUGAGGCGUCGGGAUCGAGGACUCAGGGGGAGGCGGAGGCACCUCCACCUCCUUACGCCUCCAUUGACCUGGGAGCGACCGCCGCAGCACCCGAGCACCAGUUUCAGGGAGGUGACUUCCCAGUGCCUUCCCCCACAGCGUCGGCCACCUCGCUGCCCACGGUUAUGGACGAAGCGGAGAAGGCCAAAGCGUUUGCCGCCAUGGGCCUACGAUCCACCGUGGGACGGGUGAUGCCACGGGGUGGAGAACAAACACACAGAGACGAUUUCAGUGACGCCGAUCAGGCUUCGGGUGGAAACGAUUGGAAUCUUCAUGCUUGGCCUUUUUUCAUGGCCUUCCUGUUCAACUGGAUCGGGUUCUGCCUGUCCUUCUGUCUGACCAAUACCAUCGCAGGACGCUACGGAGCCAUCUGCGGCUUCGGCCUUUCCCUCAUCAAGUGGAUUCUUAUCGUCAGAUUCUCCGACUACUUCACCGGCUACUUCAACGGUCAGUACUGGCUCUGGUGGAUCUUCCUGCUGCUCGGCCUGCUGCUGUUCUUCAGGGGUUUCGUCAACUACCUAAAAGUCCGCAACAUGUCAGAGAACAUGGCCACUUCUCACAGAACACGCCUCUUCUUCCUCUAUUAAAAAAAAAAGGUUUCCACACCGUCACCAUUCCUUUCCAAUGUGAAGGAAAGAAGUAGGGAGGAAGUGUUACCAGUCUCAUUAAAAGCAUCGCGGCUCACUCUUAAAGCCUCUAGUUCUAAACCGAGGCGAAAAACCCAAGUCUUUGAUGAUCCGAUCUCUCCCCCCCUCGCUUUGUUUUUUUGUUUGUUUUUCAUUUCCCUUUCAUUCAAAGCUCUUUACUGCUCCAGGAUCGUGUGAGGAAAACCGGUCCCUGCAUAUGCGUCAUGACGCUCAAGAGUGGGAGUGCUUUUGAGAUCCAUGACCCUAGUUACCUGAGGCAAAUUCAGCAGACGCUCGGCACGAAGAGGGCUGCGCGCAAAUGAGGUAUCCAAUGUUUUUCAAGAGUCGCGGAAACACUAAAUGAAAGCACAAUGAAACUAUUUCAACGAAAUGAUGUCUUAAACGUGGAAAACACACAAAGAAACUAAGUUACUGUAGCUCAUUCGCUGUGAUGUUGCUUUCUCUGUGUAAGCAAACAGUGACAGCAGUCUUAUCAAGCUCAUGGUUUGAGUGAGACAACAUGUCUAUAAAGUAGCAUUUGGAAAUUUAAAAUAGAAAACGCGUAGGAAGCCUUUCAUAUUCAGACGUUUGCGACAAAGAUCAGGUAAGGAUUUCACACCGAGUGCAGCCCGUUCCCAGCUCCCUGCCUUUCACUCUGACCCAGCACACAUCUCUGAACCGCUUUGGCCCCAGUUUUGCCGCCACUCCACCUUCGUGGAACAAGUCUUACAUUAACCGCAAUGUAGCAAAUUCCAUAUACGAACAUCUCAGCCUCUCCGCAACUUAAUAAAAAAAGAAGAAAAAUGAGCAGAAAAUGAGGUGAGAUGGAAGAUUGUUUUCGUCUUUAAAGAGGUACUGAAAUGUGCACGUGUGAGGAAAAAGAAUAUGCAUUGAUCAGUUUACAUAUCACAGACCCUGACGCAACUUCAGACUCCUGUUGACGUUUUGCUUUAUUGCGACCAGACAGAAUAUGGCACAGGAGUAAAAACUAAACUCUUUUUAAAAGUCUCCCUUUUUAAGACAAUCAGUUCCAUUAAGCCCUGACCACUGGACCUUUUUUUUCCUAUAAUCUUUGAGCCACUGAACAAAUGCUUCGAAUAACAAACAGGAGGCAUUUACAAAAAUAGUUCUAGAUGAAGGAAGUGGCCAGGCAGUCAAUGAAAUGUGCGUCAUUUACAAAAAAAAAAGUAAAUGUACCCAAAUAAAUCUCCAGAAGUUUCUUUUUCCCUCCCUCUCUUUGCCUUUUAAUAACAAUAAUGCCGACAUGACCUAUGCAGCAAAAAUGUCCAUUCAUUUUGACAUUUUUGAAUCAAAGCAAAAUGAGAAGAAUGUUUCAAAUAUGCCUGCCUGAAUACCAAAAACCCAAACUGAAUCAUCUGCUCUCAUGAUCUCUUUUUUUGUCCCCCUUCUGCUCCGACUCCACACUGAUCGCCAAAUACGUCAUAAAGCAGUGUCUGUAAGCUACCGAGGAGCUAGUCAGCGGGAGGCUCCUCGCAUUUUAAAAAUCAGUGUUUUGUGUUUUUUAAGGCCACAUGGGCUGCUCCGGUCCGACCGGUGAAAAGUGGACCCAAACGCAGAGCAGCGCGGGAGGUCAGCCUCGUGUGCAUCUCCUGCAUCGGUGCUGUGGUAGCGGAGCUGAUAAUUAGCAUUUUACAUAACUUUUAACGUGCCAGGCUUGAGUAAAACUCUUUGGAAUAAAAGUAUGCAAUUUAGUUAUUUGUAAUAACCUACAGUAAUUGUGGAUGUAAAGUCCUGUGAUUAUGAAAUAGGUGUAGUUGAGUAGUUUUAGUCGUCCGACAUUGAGCUCAGAUUUGGUCCAGAGUGAAGCGGCUGCACAGAGGGAUCACAAUGUAGAGUGAAAAGUUAAGUGUGUGCGCGCUGUACACAUUUGCCAACUAGAUGAUUUUAACUACCAAGUAAAUCAGAGGGGAGCGCAAUAAAAACCAAUUAAAAUGUGACCGGUUGUGCAUGUUGUGCAUGAUUUUAGAGAAAUCCAAACAACGUGGAUCUCUCUCUGGGAUUUUCUGAUUUAGAUUAGACUCGAAUUUUUCUUCUGGUUUCUUUUCACGGAGCGAACGAGAAGCUUUUUGCGACGGCUCUUGUUGGGAAAAGGUUUGGAGAAACACCCCCACCCCCCUAAACCCCUCUUUGUUUAAUUCUUUUUAGUAUGCGACUACCUGAGAACAAUAUGUUGUCAUUUCUCGCGAGCAAUGCAGUCCAGGGGAAACAGUCCAGAGUGAAUGAGUAGUCUGCGCCAUGAAAACCGGACUGGACAAAGAAAAACAUGCUUUUUUUUUUUAUUCAUCCAGAAAAUGAAAUGUAUAUACCAGCUUAUGCCAAUCCAUGAUAUUUGCACUUUGAAGAACUGUACAGUAUGAUUUGUGAAUCUGCUUAACUUGGUGUGGUGGGUAGAGAAAAGAAAAAAAAAAAAAAGAAAAAAAAAUCAUAGCCAUCCAAGUUUUUAACUGGAAUUCUUAAUCAUCCCAAAUGGAUAAUUUGCCUUUUGCACUUUUUAUUUUUCAAUGAUAAUAUUGUUGUGUCUUGUUUUAUCGCUUUUAGCCUAAACUGUGACAGCUAAAGUAUUGCCCGACUUUAUUUUUAUUUGUUUUAUUCUUAUUUUGUUAUAUCCCACUUAAAGCCUCCUUCAGCAAUAUCAAGAUCUUUCAACCAAUUAAAAGCUCUGCUGCAUGAUCUAUCCACCCGAACGAGUGGGGUUAAUAUUAGGAUUAAUCUAGUACAAAUACAUUUCUUUGUUUGUAAAUAAAUGAAGAAAAAAAAAAAGUGAGACGGCAGACAUAUGUACUAUUUUUUUGUGUCCAAGAUAACCCUUGUAACAUCUUGUGAAACAGUUGUUAAUGCAUUUAUCGUAACUGGAAUUUUAAAAAUUGACAGAUGAUGUCUUACAAAAAUGCCAAUAAAGUUCAAAAGCCUGCCAGUGAA